Messenger RNA from Manis pentadactyla (Chinese pangolin), 9832 nucleotides. RefSeq names its product cilia and flagella associated protein 47 (gene CFAP47). Gene Ontology annotation, molecular function: protein binding. Lineage: Eukaryota; Metazoa; Chordata; Mammalia; Pholidota; Manidae. The transcript is spliced from 64 exons. The coding region runs from base 37 to 9537 and encodes 3166 amino acids. The record is from RefSeq and is a predicted model, not a curated record.
UCAAGUCCGCUACGACUUGCUGGCUACCGACCGACCAUGGACUCCCAGAGGGGCUCCCUCCUACCCCGGGACGGGGAGACCCCGGAAAAGGAGAUACAGCUGCGGGUGACCCCACUGGAGCUGAAGUUUCUGGACGCGCUGGCCGGCAAGGUGUACCGCCUUCCAAUUACUGUACACAAUCUCGGCCGUUGCAACCAAAAGAUUUGGUUUCAGGAGCCGGCCAAACCACAGUUCAAACUGAUUUUGAACAAUCUGUAUAAAGAACUUGCUUCUGGACUUCAUAUGACAGCUAUGGUAGAAUAUCAUCCCGAUAAAGAUGAAGACACUUUUGACCAACUACUUAUUUCAAUAGGAAAUAAAACAAUAGAGAUCCCUCUAAUUGGGUUGAUUCCAUCUUGUCAAUUAGAAAUCGAGUCAGAAGUGAAUUUUGGCACACUGGUUACCAAUAGUAAAGUAUAUUGUAAAGAGGUUCAUAUCACUAACCAUGGCAGAGUUCCAGGUAUGUUUAAAGCAGAAUAUGAGGGCCAAUUACCUAUUGCCAUUUAUCCAACUAAGGGUAUUGUGGAGCCGAAGUCAUCAGUGAUUAUUAAAGUGGAUUUCUGUGCAGACCAGCCCAGAAUCAUAAAUGAAGUGGCAAAAGUAAGUUUGCAAGGUCAUCCAGAAAUACUACUGAAUAUCAAAGCUUGUGUGGUUGAACAGAUUAUUGAAUUGUUAACCAUGAGUUGUGACAAAAAGUUGGAAUGCAUACGCUUUGGUUCUGUUUUCUUUGGAACAUCAAAAAUUGAACACGGACUUCUAUACAAUAAAAGUCCAGAAGCGAUACAUUGGGUGGCCAUAAAGCAGGAUGGUGCAGUUGGAGAAGAAUUGGGUACAAAUAUUCAACAAAGAACGGAUAUUGCUUUACAUAAUCUCACCUACUUAAACAAAAUAAAGAACACAGAUAUUACCACUUUUAUGUCCUGUGUUCCUAAUGAAGGGAGGUUACUACCUUAUCAAAAGAUUGUAAUUACAUUUUGUUUCAGCCCAAAGCUAAUUGCUGAUUGUAAAAAGGAUAAUGAUCCUUCACACAGGCAGGACUAUGCUGUCUUUUUGAGAUUUGAGUCUGUAGGAAGUAAAGAUGGAUUUUUGAGAGAUGAUAAUAAAAACAUCAAAAGUGAUCGAUUUCAGAACGUGGAAGUAGCAAUGACAGGCUCGGCACUUAGUGUCUUACUACAUUUUGGUCCAGGAAAGGUCCUUAAUUUUGCACCAUGUUUCAUGGGUGGACAUUCAGAGUGUCUGUGUUUUAUGCAAAAUCUGUCCAAAUCACACCCUGUGAUGUACCAGUUUAAAAAAACUGCACAUUUUAAAAUUGAUCCUCAAAGGGGCAAGAUUGAUAAAGGAUGUAUCCAGAAUGUGAUAUGUUCAUUCGUUCCACAUCAAGUUGGAGUCUUUAAAGUGAAGCAGUUUAUAGACAUUAUUGGCCCAGUAGUAGAUGAAAAUUUGCAGUCUUUAUCACUGAAACCUUUUCACCGAGUAUAUUUAGAUUUCAACAGUGUCUGCAAACCUUGCACCAAGGAAAUUGUGAUGAAAAUUAAUCCUGGUAUAUCCCCUUUGGUCAGUAAUCCUGCUGGACAGUUUGUGGCCAAAGACUUGACAACAUACAAGGACUGUGCACCUGUCGCAAUGCUGAAGUCAACCCUUACACGCAUUCAUGAUCAUCGCUCAAGUGAAGAGUCAAAGGAUGCGCUGAUAGCCUUUCCCAAUGACCGAAAUGCAAGUAUCAGGUCUGGAGAGCAGAAUAGACAUUUCAGGACAAUUUUCACAAAGAUUCCAAGAUACAACUAUGUGGAUCCUGAUUUUGCAUAUACUGAAUUUGAAAGAAUAGAAAAGAAAGCACAUGACAACUAUUAUGCAAGACACAUUGAACAUUCAAGAAACAUGCGCCUACAAAAACAAGCGGAGAGGGCAUACAUGUAUUCAUAUAACGAUACAGACAUAGGAUUACAGCCAGGAUCAGAUAUAAAGUCACCUUCCCUCUCAGAAACAGAAAUAGAAGAGGAUUUACCUUCAGCAAUGUGUCAGAUCAGACCUAAUCAAAUGCUAAGUACCAAGAAGAUGUCAUCCAAGGAGACAGCAUCUCUGAAAAGAAAGGUUCUCACAGGACUUAAAUCAGGCCCAUCCACACCCCAUGAAAAACAUGAUUGUAGCUUAAUUUUGACACCAAAGCAAAUUCAUCAAGUAAUCAUUGGGCCCUCUGUCCUUAAUUUUGGUGAAGUUUGUGUGAACUCCACAAAUACUCAUCUACUGCAUGUUAUUAAUAUGCUACCUAUGCAUAUUUUGAUCCAAUUAGAUAUUGAUUUGGAAGAACUUCAGAAAACCAAGCAGUUUUCAUAUGUGGUUCCACCUACAGCUAGUACUCAUAUUUCAAUGGUAUUUGACUCUCCAACCAUUGGAAAAUUUUGGAAGGCUUUCAGCUUUACAGUGAAUGGUAUACCCAGUGGGCACAUCCUGGUGACGGCAGUUGUCAUUCCAGUAAAACUUGAGCUAUCUUCUCAUGAGCUAGUAUUGAGACCGCACGGUUCCUCGAUGAAAACAUGUUUUAGGGGAACAGUUAGGUUACAUAAUCAUCAUAAUUAUUUUCCCCAGUUUGAAUGGCAACCAGUAAACACAGGAAGAGGGAUGGCAUUUUCCAUUCAUCCAGCUAAAGGUACGGUUGAACCAUACUCCUCAUUGGAUUGUGAAAUAACAUGGCAGCCAAGUUUCAUUUCUCCAGAAGAGGGAGAAUUUAUUCUUCACAUCAAGGAAGGAAACACGCUGACACUAAAAUGUGUUGCACAUGUUGGUCACACCAAGGUCAUGUGUUUGCAGCCAAGGAUAAUCUUCAGUAAUAGCCCUCAAGGUUUGACAACUUGGAGGAAAGCCAUUCUUCGCAAUGUUGGACAAAACCAUGCGUAUUUCAAGGUUUGUGACCAGAGUCUUUUGUCUACCAUUAAUAUUGUUCCAUCACAUGGAAUAAUUCCAGUGGGGGGGCUAACUCUUCUCAACAUCUCCUGUACACCAACUGUGGCAGAAAACUUUGAUACAAGAGCUGAGGUUGCUAUUCGUCAUGGAAAUGUCAUAGACCUUAGGAUUGGUGGAUCUGUUGAGAUUGCUGAUGUCGAAAUUAAUCCGGAUGUAUUUAACUUCAGUGGCACAUAUAUUGGCACCACUCAGGUUAUUCCAUUUUUAAUAAAAAACAAAGGUAUAACGCGUGCAAGAGUGGAUUUCAAUUUAGAAGAGUUUGAAGAAUUUUCAGUGGAUUUUAAAGGUAAAUCAGGGGAAUUCAUGGGCCCGGCAUUUCCCAAAAUAAAUUCUUUGGAAUUAGAGGAAAAUACAUCUCUGCAGUGUGGCAUAGCAUUUUCUCCCAAAGAAGUGGCAACAUAUGACUUUAAUUUGCAUGUUCGAAUUAAUUUCUUCAAGGCUUCAGAACUUUACACUCAACAUUGUUUGACAAAUUCUCCUAUGGUAUCAAAGACAACACCACUUAUUCGGCCGUGUCAUGUUCAAGCUGCUGUAUUGCAAGCACCAUUGCUAUUAUCCAGCACUGAUUUCAUAUUUGAAGUCCCAUUACAUACUCUGGAUCCUAAAAACAAGGUCACAAAAACUGAGGAUCUUGUCUUACAUAAUACUUCAAAACGAAGUGUGCUGUGGACUGUGGAUAUUAGUGGAACUAGCAAACUUUUCAAAAAUGGCAUAUUCCAGUUUAGUGCACUGAGUGGGAUUCUGCCACCUCUUGAAGAGUAUACUAUUUCCAUUACUUUUUGUCCAAAUCAUCCUGGAAAAUACACAGCUGACAUUCCUAUAUGUCUAAAUGAUAAUCCAGUUUGCUAUCGAAUGUUACAUUUGAUUGGAGAGAUAAAAUCACCAAAGUUAUUGUUUGACCCUCCAUUCAUAUUUUUUACUCCUGUUCCUUUGGAUGUAACAACUGUGAUGAAUAUCAACAUUUUGCCUCAAAACUAUUUCAGAGAUUCAACUCUAAGUGUCCAGAUUCCCACAACGCUUCUUGAUGGUGAUGAGAUUCACCCUUUUUCCAUGACAUUUCCAAAAGGCAGAGUCAUCACAGGCUCUUCCAGUGGAAUUAAUGCUGAGCUCACCUGCCACCUCAGUUUCAACUCAUCUAAACCUGUGUCAUUUUUCACCAAUGUUCUUUUCUGUGCUGGCACAGAUAGCUGGUUUUCACUGCCAGUUACUGCAACAGCAGAAAACUGCAUUCUUACUAUUUACCCAUAUAUGGCACUUCAUCAUAAGAAGCAAAAAAUCAUUGUAAAGAAUGAUAAGCAUGCCAGUCCUGUGAAGACUAAAGACAAUGUUUUACUUCCCCACCAAGAGGCUGGAUUAUCCUCUCCUGCUCCUACUAAAUUGAGUGAUGCUGAGCCUGCAAAGAGACUAUUUGUUGGAAUGGAAAUAAAACAUGAAAGAUCGAACGUGGGCAAAAGUGAAAAGUCAAAGAAAGGAAGAGAAAAGUCUAUGGAAAAGGAGAAGAAAAAUGAGCAAUUCUUUCCUUUUGAAGAAGGAACAGAAGCAUAUGACUUCUUUCAGAAGGCUGUAAAUGCAGCUCAGACCUGGUUCAGUCUCUUUGGCUGGCCCGAAGGACAUCAUUUUCUUUCUAUUCCAGAGACUAUAAGAAGGGAUGUGUAUAAAAUACAAUCCGACUCAUCAACCUCGUCAUCCAAAAAAUAUUCCAGACACAAUGCCUUUUCCAAGUAUAAUAAGACAAUUUAUGAUGUGGUGCUCCACUUGAGUGGAAAAAUGCCACCUGGAAUUAAUUCAAGUCAGUCUUUACCUAUGGAUUACACUGACAGGGUGAUGCAGCUUCAUUUGCAACAUUCUUCACUUCUUGACUUUCUCAAUGCUCAAGGAGCAUGUAUUUCUCAUGUACUGCCAGAAUUUCUGCUUGAACCAGAAGAUUAUAAGAAGUGGAUUGAAAUUACAUCUUCCGCUAGUCCCUCGCCUGCAUGUUCCUAUAUACCUAAGGAAAACCAUUCUAUUGUUAUCAAUAUGACUAAGUUUGAAGCCUGGAGCAAGCGGGCAUGGACAGAUGUACUCCUUCAGAUGUACAAGGUUCUGGUACUAUCCCGGGUUGUACCACGUUGCAGCAGUAAUAUGCCCCCCAUACAAGGGCAACAACAUUCACAAAAAGUCAAUCCUUGUUUCAUGUCCAGCAACAUAUAUUCUAAUUCUGAAAGGAUUCUUCUUAGUUGGAUGAAUACAAAUUAUGAGAAUGCCCGACAUAUUAUAUGGAAAAACUGUCAAAAAGGUGUUAUUCCCUGUGAGAGAUGGAUAGUAAAUUUUGACGAAGACCUUUUAGAUGGCCUUGUUUUUGCAACACAGUUGGGAGCCUAUUGCCCAUUUUUGAUUGAGUCUCAUUUUGUAAAUAUGUACACAGAACCAAAAAGUUCUGAACAGUAUCUACACAAUUGUCUGAUUAUUGUGAAUGUUCUUUGUGAAAUUGGCUUUGACAUCGAUAUACAGGCCACUGACAUCUGUGACCCUAAUCCAAUCCUGAUGCUUAUGCUUUGUGUGUACAUGUAUGAGAGGCUCCCUACAUACCUCCCCAAGAAGGUGGUGCCCUUUCAUUGUGCUCUGCAUGACACUGUGUUGAGACAGAUUCUACUGAAAAAUCCAAGCUCCAAAAACUUAGUGUAUAAUGCUACAAUUGUUGGAAGAGAUGCCUCUGACUUCUCCCUCUCCCAUUCAGGGAAUGUUGUGACAAUUUCUCCAAGAAACCAAGCUGAUGUCACUCUGAAGUUUACCAGUCGCUUCCUUCAUCCUUCUGAAGCCUCACUGCUGUUAAUUUCAAAAUCUAAGCAUGCAGUAGGAGGCACUACCAUGACUUUUGCUCUUAAGGGUGAAGUCCUCAAUUUUAAAGGCAUUGAAAUUAUAAAAUGCAAAUCCCCAUGUUAUAAAUGGAAAGAAAUCAUUGUGAAUGUUAAAAAUCCCUUCCAUUCUGCUGGAGAUUUCAGUGUCAUUUUGGUGGAGUCUUCAACAUUUGUUUCUUUGCCAUGUCAACUGACUGAAUCUGGACAAUUUGUUAACCACACAAACAAUGGUGAUGCUGUGAGUAGCUGUGAACAUGAUGUUGCUGAGGGCUGUUUCAAUGCCCCACAUGCCUUAAAAACUUCAAUUAUGUCCAAUUUCAUCCAAGAGUUCUUCUGCUCAGCACAUACUCUUCAUCUGAAAGUGAAAGAAACUUCAAUACUGGAGCUCUUCUUUCUCCCCUUUGAAAUCCACACUCGCUACUGUGUCAUCAUCCUCAGCAACCAAAAGAUCGGAGAAUUAAUAUACAUUGUGGAAGGAAUUGGUAUGAUCCCCUUGCCUUCCAGCUUCGUGACAACAGAUUUUUCAACUCCAUUUGACUACAGCACUUCUCCCAAAGAAGUGUUUAAUAAGGAAGAUCCAGUUCUGUAUUUGAAAUGUGGCCUCCGUCAAACGUUGGAUGUGGACCUUAAAUUGCCGCUGAGUAACAAUGCCAAGGAGAAGGCUUUGGUUUUUGCAGCACAGCAACGGAUGUCCAAUAUAGAGUAUGAGCGAAGGUUGCUCACAGGCACUCUGGAAAGCAGUAGUGUCCGUGUGGCCAUCGCCCUCCUGGGACUGACCAAGAUCGAGUCCUGUAUGCUCUUUAAUACCUCAAAGUUGAAGAAGCCUAAGGCCAUUUUAUACAAUGUAGAACAGAGCCUCCCAGAAUAUUUUGAUAUCCCCAAGAAAAUCUAUAUUCCUCAGAUUGCAGAAGUUCAAGCUCAACUGAUUCAAUGUCAAGGAAUUAAGCCUACAGCUAAAACAGGUGGAUCUGUUCCAGUUCCUUUACGAUUUACUCCUGUCAAACCUGGCCGCUACCCUUGUAAAAUUUUGUUAACAUCCUGGUAUGAUGUGCGUCUCUAUUACAUUGAAGGUGUGGUAAAUGAGGAGCAUCCAGAGGCCAGAUUUGAAUUUGAAACACCAGCAUUUGAAGCCCUUACCCAGAAUAUUCCAUUAAAUAAUAAAACAAGGAAAGAAUGGAAAUGUCAAGUUACUAUAGAAGGAGAAUGGUUUUAUGGACCUUCUCUUUUACACAUUGGACCAGGUGAAACUGUACAGUAUCCUCUCACAUUCAAACCUAUUUGGGAAUGUGAGAUUAUGGGCAGACUUAUUCUACAAAAUGAAGUAGAUGGUAUGGAGCAUGUCUUUGAAAUAAAAGGGGUUGGAAAAAAGCCCGUGGCCUUGGAACACAUCACUGUUGACUGUCAAGUGGGGAAUAUAGCAAAUAAACCCAUAAUGGUGCCCAGCUGUAUGAACACUGCCCUAACAUUUAAGGUAUCUUCAGAUCUUCCAAUGGUGUGGGGAAAUCCAAACAUCACCAUAGACCCUGACAAUGUAAUUCCAUAUAUUCUACACAUAUGUCCUUGGAAACGUGGAGUAUUCAAAGGUGCCAUUUCAUUUUCUGUUAAAAGCAGAAAAAAUUAUUCUCAGGAAUAUUCAGAUCAAUGUCAAGAUAAACAUAAUCAAGAUCAACUACCCUCCUGUCACAAAACAGUAUCCCAACUAUCCAAUGAGUUUCAUGAGGAAGACUCAGGUGAUGAUAUUAGCAAUUUAAGAAUCUGGUAUGAUCUUGAGAUCCACAGCUCUCCCAGACCACCAGCAAACAUCAUUGAGGUGAAAUGUAUUGCUCUGGAAAGCGUUUGCAUUGCAGUUCCUCUCUCUAAUCCAAAAAAGAAAAUUAUUCACCUAGAUGUGCAGUUACCGAGUGUCGCCUUUAGUGGACUCAAGGAACUUAAACUGCAUCCACUAGAAUGCACCAACUAUGUUGUAUGGUAUACUCCAGUGACUGUGGGCUGCAGAGAUGAAAGCAUUAUUUUUCAGCCUGAUGUGGCCCUAGAGUUCUGGUAUUUGCUGAGAUUAACUGUUGAAUUACCAAGACCAACCACAAUGCCAGAAAUACAGUGUGACCUUGGAAAGCAUGUCACUCAGACAAUUCCUUUAGUUAAUCCUACACAUGAAACCUUAGAAUUGCAAGCCACAAGCACUAAUCCUGGAAAUUUCAUCCUGGAUGUUAACAGAUCACCACUGAUCUUACCUCCUUCCUCCACCAAAGAGGUUUUUGUCCACUUUUUUCCUUCUGCUCUUGGAAGAACUGGUCAUCAAGCUUCUAUCAUCUUCCACUGUACUCAGUUUAAAGAAUGGAAAUUCUGCCUGUCUGGAGUGGGAUUAUUCCCCCAGCCUCUAGAUAUAGAAAGAGUAACCACAUACCUCCAUCUCCAUACAUCUAUCGUUGUAUCUUUCCAAAACCCUACCCAGGAAGAUGUCUUAGUCAAUAUCGUACUAACAAGUCGGGAAAAUCGCAGGCAUCUCGUCAUUGGCCACUGCUGGGAUGGCUUCUUCAGUGAGAGUUCUGCCUUCAAGUUUAGUAGUCUGAGUCACACACAAGGAAUUGCAUUACCUCCUAAAAAGAAUGUAGACAUCCCCGUGUUAUAUAUGCCCAACAUUAUGAAAUUACAGAAAACACUGGUCAUUGUUCAAAUGAUGAGGGCAAAUGGAGAAAAUUGGCCCAUUGACAAUUUUGAUGAAUUGAGCACAGAGAUGAAAAGAACUAUGGGAAUAGACAGUGGAGAAAUCCAUGCAAUAAACUGGAUAUACCCCAUUGUUGGACUCCCACAGUCACUGCAUCCUAAGUGCCCUCAAGUUGUCAUAAAAUGUCAGUCCAGGAAGCAGGUAGAAGAGGAGGUGGAAGUCACACUCGCUGGUGAAUUUUUUGGAGAAAAUCCAGAUGUGACAGAUUUUGUAGUAAUUCCAAAAAGAAAUUCAUCUGAGUCUUAUGAAGAUGUUCAUGAUAAGCCAAUAAAACGUGAAUUUGAAUAUGAAAUUCAGUUUGAAUCUGAAGUUGCGAAGUCUAACUUGGAAUCCUGCGUGGCUUUACAUUUGAUCAAAACAUUUUAUAAUACGAAGGCUGAAAAGAUAACAUUGGUCUUCAGUCUGGUAUUUGCACCAAAGAAACCAUUGAAGUCUCAAAUUAUGCUGAAAAUAGACUGCAUAACAGAUGGGAUCUGGAACUUUCCCAUAAUAUUGGUUGCUACUGAGCCUGAUGUGGAUAGUGUCAUUGAUAUUGAAGGGGUUGGCUUAUUUAAGGAAUCUAUUGUUGACUUCAGGCUGACAAGUCAGACAAGAAAUCCUGAGCCAUUCACUGCAUACUUCCGAUCUGGCAGCGACCCUGAGUUUUUUGUAAAACCUCAGGGUGGAGAACUUCUUCCUUUUGACACUCCAGGAACUCUCAUCACUGUGGGUUUUAAACCCAAAAUGUACAGUAGGAAGUACAAGGCAACAUUAGUAAUACAGACAGCAGAUAUGUACCGCUUGUAUGAUAUCAACGGGUUACCUCAAGUUACUAUUCCACCAGUAAAUGCAAAAGCCAAAAUUGACAGUACCAAUGAGAUGUUUGACAGCAAGCCAGUUGGUCGGCGCAAUUUUAUCCGUGAAAAUGCUAAUCUCUUAAGGACAGGGGUGUCCUCUACCGUCAAGGGUGCUCCUUUGAUGUUGAAGAAUAAAUAAAAAGUAAUUUUUUCCAAAAUGUUUCCUUGUCUUAAGUAGAAAUGAAUAUAUUUUCAUGAUUGUUAUUUCAUCAUUUGGAAUGUUUCUGAGGAAUGUUUCAAUUAUAAUAGGCCUCCUAUAUUUUACUUUUUAAAUAGUGACUAAAUCUAUUCUUUAAAUAUGUUACACCUAAUUUCUGAGUUAUGUGUUUCUUUUAAAAUGUAUGGGGUGCAAAUAUUGGGAUUGGUUCACUUGUAAAGUACAGGAGUGUACUUGUAGUAAAACUGGAAAAUGAUUUCAAGUUAAAAAUUCAAGC